This is a messenger RNA of Aspergillus ruber CBS 135680, 936 nucleotides long. Its product is annotated as STIMATE family protein. Lineage: Eukaryota; Fungi; Ascomycota; Eurotiomycetes; Eurotiales; Aspergillaceae. The coding region runs from base 1 to 936 and encodes 311 amino acids. The record is from RefSeq and is a predicted model, not a curated record. The transcript is spliced from 2 exons. Gene Ontology annotation, cellular component: membrane.
AUGGAGGUUGAUCCCCAGGAUGGCGGCAAUGGAGAAUGCAGACUGCUUGGAUCAUUUUCACUCAUCGUACAAGCCGCGCUCGGAGCGCUAGCAUUACUAUCUCUGGUAUACAAGCGAUGGAGGGAACGGCCGCAACGACCGGUCAAGGUGUGGGCAUUCGACGUUUCUAAGCAGGUCUUUGGAUCUGCGAUGCUACAUCUUGCGAAUCUCUUGAUGUCUAUGUUUUCUGCGGGUCAGUUUGACAUCACGAGCACAUAUAAACCGAAUCCGUGUUCGUUCUAUCUAUUGAAUAUCGGAAUUGAUACUACCCUUGGAAUCCCUAUACUCAUCUUCAUUCUUCGAAUUCUGAAUGCUUUAGCGUCAUAUACUCCCCUUGCAAACCCUCCCGAGUCCAUCGAAUCUGGAAAUUAUGGGCACCCACCGCGUGCGACAUGGUGGUUCAAGCAGUCCAUAAUCUACUUCAUAGGCUUGCUGGGCAUGAAGAUAUGCGUCUUCUUCCUCAUCCACUUCAUACCGUUUAUCGUCAAAGUGGGUGACUGGGCGCUUCGAUGGACAGAAGGGAACACGGCUGCUCAGGUUAUCUUUGUCAUGCUGUUGUUCCCUUUGAUCAUGAACGCGAUCCAGUACUACAUUAUCGACACCUUUAUCAAGAAACCUAUGACACCAGUCGACGAAAUGCUUGCCGAGGAUGACGACCGCGAGGGUACAUUGGUCAAUGACGAGAACGACCAGCGCAAUGCCUUGCUGGCAGGUCUGGAGGAUGACGGACUUCUGGAUGUGGAAGAAGGCCAUGCAAAGAAUGGGAAACCACUGGACUCGCAUGCUAAGGAAGCUCUGCAUGGCUUCAGUUCUAUCCGCGCUAUGUAUGAUCACACGGUCGGCAGGAUGCAUAGUUCUUCAUCAUCGUCCGGAUCGAGCAGCAGUGGCCAUAGUUGA